This is a messenger RNA of Labeo rohita (rohu), 1192 nucleotides long. It is a transcript of the gene mgmt, whose product is annotated as O-6-methylguanine-DNA methyltransferase. Gene Ontology annotation, cellular component: nucleus. The coding region runs from base 178 to 741 and encodes 187 amino acids. The record is from RefSeq and is a predicted model, not a curated record. NCBI's taxonomy places the organism in Eukaryota, Metazoa, Chordata, Actinopteri, Cypriniformes, Cyprinidae. The transcript is spliced from 5 exons. Gene Ontology annotation, biological process: DNA repair. Gene Ontology annotation, molecular function: methylated-DNA-[protein]-cysteine S-methyltransferase activity.
GUGAAAUGUUCAGUCAUGUUCCAAAGACACUUAUAAAGUCCCUGGAGUUCAUUAUUCGUUGUAAUUCUGUAGGUAAUAUCUAUUAUAGACAGCGGUAAUAGAAAGAAUGUCAGCUUGCAUUAACUGUCGAGGAUACCUAAAUAACCAUGACAUUUACUUCUGUGUGAAAAUUUUGUGAUGUCUGACAGCGGUUCUUGUGUGCUGCGGGAUGUGACUCUCUGCUCGCCAGUAGGAGAAAUCCUGCUGAAAGGCUGUGAGAAAGGAGUUCAUACCAUUAAUAUAAAACUGGGAACAGACAAGGAGGAGAGUGUACAGCCUGUUGGCAAGUCAGAAAUGAGUCCUGAGUUACAGCGCUGUGUUGACUGGCUUCAGUGCUACUUCAUGAAACCUGAGUCUGUCAGUGCACUUCCUUUCCCUUCCUUCCACCAUCCGCUAUUGCAAAGUGACUCUUUUACAGCACAUGUGCUGUGGACUCUGUUUAAGGAAGUGGAACUCGGUAAAACGGUCUCCUACAAGCAGCUUGCCGAAAUGACUGGGAAUCCAAAAGCUGUGCGAGCCGUGGGUUCAGCCAUGAGGAAUAACCCGAUUCCCCUGAUAGUGCCGUGCCACCGGGUGCUGCGUAGUUCAGGGGACAGUGGUUCAUAUAUGGGAGGAAAGGGAGAUGAUAUUAAAGUUUGGUUGCUCACUCAUGAGAAAAAAGUAUUGGAGCUCAAUGCAUCAAAGAGUGAAAAAUCCAUCUGAUGGACCCCCAAACCACUUCACACUGCUUUUCAGUUCAUUCACAAGCUUUUUGUUUAUUAUAUUUUCUGAUUUCCGAUUGAUUGGACAAAUUAUAUUCAGCUUUGGCAAACAGAAUAUUUGGCAAACAAAAUAUUUGUUAUAAUUCAUAUAUAACUAUAUGUCUGUAUUUGUAAAUCUUGUAGGAAUAUGUUAGAAAUAUGUUAGAAUUAAGCAGGUGGUUUGAAUAGUUGUAGAGUUACAUUGACAUUGUCAAAAUGUGAUUUGAAAAAUCGUUUACUUAUAAAUACACUGUUUAAUCCAAAGGAUUAUGGAGAAAUAUUUGAAAGAAAUUGUCUUUUUUUUAGAUAGUUAUUUUGAUAUUUUUGCAGAAAGUUGUUUUGUAUUUUUAUAUUUCAUAUCUCAUUGUAGAGUGCAUAUAAGAAAUGUUUUAAGCAAAUAAACAGCUCUCUAA